Messenger RNA from Eubalaena glacialis (North Atlantic right whale), 3622 nucleotides. It is a transcript of the gene ARHGAP39, whose product is annotated as Rho GTPase activating protein 39. The coding region runs from base 178 to 3555 and encodes 1125 amino acids. Gene Ontology annotation, biological process: signal transduction. The record is from RefSeq and is a predicted model, not a curated record. The transcript has 13 exons. Lineage: Eukaryota; Metazoa; Chordata; Mammalia; Artiodactyla; Balaenidae. Gene Ontology annotation, cellular component: cytoplasm; cytoskeleton. Gene Ontology annotation, molecular function: GTPase activator activity; protein binding.
GCGGCGGCGGCGCGGGAGAGCCGCGAGCAGCUCACGCGCGGCGUGCGAGCCGGGAUGAGGGGCUGUGGCUGCGCGGCCCGCGCGCAGCCUGCGGGGCGGUGCCUUCCCGACUGAUGCUGAGGGCAUCCCACUGACCUGCUGACAUCCGUCCACCCGGGUCCUCAGGAAAAGGCUGCGAUGUCCCAGACACAGGACUAUGAAUGCGAGAGCCAUCAUGCUGGCCUGCAGGAAUCUCGGAUUUCAGGAUCUAGCACGAGGCUGGAGUGGGUGGAGAUCAUCGAGCCGCGCACGCGCGAGCGCAUGUACGCCAACCUGGUCACGGGCGAGUGCGUGUGGGACCCGCCGGCCGGCGUGCGCAUCAAGCGCACCAGCGAGAAUCAGUGGUGGGAGCUCUUCGACCCCAACACGUCGCGCUUCUACUACUACAACGCCACCACCCAGCGCACGGUGUGGCACCGGCCGCAGGACUGCGACAUCAUCCCCCUGGCCAAGCUGCAGACCCUGAAGCAGAACACCGAGUCCCCCAGAGCCUCGGCUGAGAACAGCCCUGGGAGGGGCAGCAGCGUCAGCCGUGACGGCAGCACCAGCUCGUCCCUGGAGCCGGAGCUGGAUGCCGGCGACAAGGUGCAGGAGACUCUGGGGCGAGCCAGCCGGCAGGCCGUGCUCGGGGCGGUGAAGGAGGAGAGCGGCAGUUCUUUGCCUUCAGGAGGUCUCCUUGGGAACGACUAUGACAUUUACCGGGAUUACAGCGCGGAUGGCCGCCUUCUCCACUGCAGGACCUCCUCGCUCCGCUGGAACUCGGGCACCAAGGAGCGCAUGCUCGUCAAAGUUGCCGACAGGGAGCCCAGCUUCCUCUCCCCCCAGGGCAACGGCUACCCCCUGGACAGCCAGCCCGGGGGUCGCUCCCGCAGACCCUCCGGGGGACAGCACUCGCCCAGCCUACAGACCUUCACCCCCGACGCGGACGGCCCUGUCUUCUUCUCAGAGCGGAGGCCGUCACCCUUCCCGAAGAGGGCUGAGCUAGGGAGCUGCUCCCCACUGCUGGCGCAGCCCCGCAAGCCCGCCGCCGACUCUCAGCCGUCCUCCCCGCGUUAUGCCUACGAGCCCCCCCUCUACGAAGAGCCCCCCGUGGAGUACCAGGCCCCCAUCUAUGACGAGCCCCCUAUGGAUGUGCAGUUUGAGGCCGGCGGGGGCUAUCAGGCCGGCUCGCCUCGGCGGUCUCCCAGCCGCAAGCCGCCCAAGCAGGCCUCCGCGUCGCCCUACCAGCAGCUGGUGCUCACCAGGCAGAAGUGCCCCGAGCGCUACCUGAGCCUGGAGUACAGCCCGGCCGGCAAGGAGUACGUCCGCCAGCUGGUGUAUGUGGAGCAGGCCGGCUCCAGUCCCAAGCUGCGCGCGGGCCCGAGGCACAAGUACACGCCCCACCCAGGCGGCGGCUCCCUCUCCCUGCAGCCCAGCCCCUGCCUGCUGCGCGACCAGCGCCUGGGGGUCACGUCCGGGGACUACAGCAGCAUGGAGGGGCCCGAGCUGCGGUCCGCCCAGCCGCCCGUGCCACUGCCCCAGGCCCAGGACGAUGCCAUGUCCUGGUUCAGCCAGCAGGACACCAUGUCCUCGACGGGCUGCUCCCCCGGCACACGCAAGAGGAAGAGCAGGAACCCCUCUGCGUGCCACGCCCCCAGCGCCCUGCCCACCGAGGGCCCCGGGGACCGCGACCCGCUUGGCCAGCAGCCCCUGAGCGAGGAGCGGCCCCUGUGCAGCCCCAGCCUGGCGCCCACAAAGCGUGCAGAGGGCGAGGCGGGUGAGGGGGACGGGACCCGGGGCGAGGCCGAGCCCUUCCUGGCUCAGGCCCGGCUGGCCUGGGAGGCACAGCAGGCCCACUUGCACAUGAAGCAGAGGGGCAGCUGGGACUCACAGCAGGACGGCUCGGGCUACGAGAGCGACGGGGCCGUGCCGCUGCCCAUGCCUGGGCCUGUGGUGCGCGCCUUCAGCGAGGAUGAGGCGCUGGCCCAGCAGGAGAGCAAGCACUGGCAGAGGGGCGCCUUGGAUAGGCUCGCCUUCCCCCAGGUCCUGCUCGAGAAGAGCGUCUCUGUGCAGACCAGCCUGGCCUCCCCGGAGCCCUACCUCCACCCCUCUCAGUCUGAGGACCUCGGCACCUGCGCCCAGUUCGAGAGCAGCCGGCAGACCCGGAGCGUGAUGCCCAGUGCCAGCUGCGUGUUCCCCACCUUCACGCUCCGCAAGCCGUCCUCGGAGACCGACAUCGAGAACUGGGCCUCCAAGCACUUCAACAAACACACACAGGGCCUCUUCCGGCGGAAGGUGUCCAUUGCCAACAUGCUGGCGUGGAGCAGCGAGUCCAUCAAGAAGCCCAUGAUCGUGACCAGCGACCGCCACGUGAAGAAGGAGGCCUGUGAGGUCUUCAAGCUGAUCCAGAUGUACAUGGGCGACCGGCGCGCCAAGGCUGACCCGCUGCACGUGGCCCUGGAGAUCGCCACCAAGGGCUGGAGUGUGCAGGGCCUGCGGGACGAGCUCUACAUCCAGCUGUGCCGGCAGACCACCGAGAACUUCCGCCUCGAGAGCCUGGCCCGCGGCUGGGAGCUCAUGGCCAUCUGCCUGGCCUUCUUCCCGCCCACGCCCAAGUUCCACUCCUACCUGGAGGGCUACAUCUACCGGCACAUGGACCCCGUCAACGACACCAAAGUGACACAGCACAUGAAAGCGCUCCUGGAAAGGAACUCUAAGAAGAAGUCCAAGUUGAGAAAGAAACCCAAGCCUUAUGUUGAGGAGCCGGAUGGGGUGGCAAUAAGCACAUAUGCCAAGUACUGUUACCACAAGCUGCAGAAGGCAGCCCUGACUGGGGCCAAGAAGGUGGCCCAGCAGGAGGCCCCUCUGGUGACUCAGGGGCCAGGGAGUUGGGGGUCCCCGGCUCGGGCCUGGGGUUCACAGGGACGAGAGGACAGAAGGAGGAAAGAGGGCGGUGCCCUGCAGGAGGUCAUGAGCAUGCAGAAGGAGCGCUACCCUGCGCGGCAGCUGCCCUGGGUGCAGACUCGGCUGUCCGAGGAGGUGCUCGCGCUCAACGGUGACCAGACGGAAGGCAUCUUCAGAGUCCCUGGGGACAUUGAUGAGGUGAAUGCCCUGAAGCUGCAGGUGGACCAGUGGAAGGUGCCUACAGGCCUGGAGGACCCCCACGUCCCAGCGUCGCUGCUGAAGCUGUGGUACCGGGAGCUGGAGGAGCCCCUGAUCCCCCACGAGUUCUACGAGCAGUGCAUCGCGCACUACGAGAGCCCCGAGGCCGCCGUGGCCGUGGUGCACGCGCUGCCCCGCAUCAACCGCCUGGUGCUGUGCUACCUCAUCCGUUUCCUCCAGGUGUUCGUGCAGCCUGCCAAUGUGGCCAUCACCAAGAUGGACGUCAGCAACCUGGCCAUGGUGAUGGCGCCCAAUUGCCUGCGCUGCCGCUCGGACGACCCGCGCAUCAUCUUUGAGAACACUCGCAAGGAGAUGUCCUUCCUGCGCGUGCUCAUCCAGCACCUGGACACCACCUUCAUGGAGGGCGUGCUAUAGCGCGUGGGCACCGAGGGACCGAGGGUGGGGACAGAGCCUGCCCGGGUGCGCCCGGGCAGGGGGCACG